CCGGCAACCAGACAAUCGGACGCGACGGCGGGACCGCGGGGCAACCAGGCCCCCGGCUCCCCCGCCUCGCCCCGCGUCCCGGGCUCCGCCGGCGUCUGGCACCAUGUCGGUGCGGACACUACCGCUGCUCUUCCUGAACUUGGGCGGGGAGAUGCUUUACAUCCUGGACCAGCGGCUGCGGGCCCAGAACAUCCCGGGAGACAAGGCCCACAAAGUUCUGAAUGACAUCAUCUCCACCAUGUUCAAUCGAAAGUUUAUGGAGGAAUUGUUCAAACCCCAAGAGCUCUACUCCAAGAAGGCCCUGCGGACGGUCUACGACCGCCUGGCUCAUGCCUCCAUUAUGAGACUGAACCAGGCCAGCAUGGAUAAGCUCUAUGACCUGAUGACUAUGGCUUUCAAGUACCAAGUCUUGCUGUGUCCCCGCCCCAAGGAUGUGUUACUGGUCACCUUCAAUCAUUUAGACACCAUCAAGGGUUUCAUCCAAGACUCCCCAACCAUCCUGCAUCAGGUGGAGGAGACCUUCCGGCAGCUGACUGAACCUCUCCCUGUCUCGGCAGACAUACGGGGGCCUCUCGGCGGGGGAGUUCCAGCUGAUCCGCCAGACGCUCCUCAGCUUUUUUCAGGACCUGCACAUCCGGGCAAUGGAAUAGAUGCAUCGGAUGCCCGGGGAAGAAGGCUAAGUGGCAACUCGAGAUCUGAGAGCCAUCAGCACAGAGGUGAACACUGGGAACAGACGAGAUCACCUGGGAGAAAAGAGUGGGGAAUCAGAGGAGAAGGAAGGGGAGAGUCACGCUUACAGCAGAAGGUAUCCAUAUUUCUAAAGGACAGAGUUCAGAAUUCUAAUGGUCGCUUUGUGUUGCCGGUGUCCGGGCCUGUUCCCUGGGGAACUGAAGUUCCUGGACUCAUCAGGAUGUUCAACAACAAAGGCAAAGAAGUGAAGAAGGUGGAAUUCAAGCACGGUGGACACUAUGUCACUGCCCCCAAAGAAGGUUCUUUUGAGCUUUGUGGAGACCGAGUCCUGAAACUGGGAACCAAUAUGUACAGCAUUAACCGGCCCGUGGAAACGCAUAUGUCUGGAGCAUCAAAAAACUUGGCUUCACGUACACAGGAAAGCAUUGUUCCAAACCCUCUUGCUAAAGAAGAGCUGAAUCUCUUGGCCAGGCUGAUGGGAGGGAUGGAGAUUAAGAAAGCCAGUGGCCCCGAGCCAGGAUUCCGGUUGAAUCUCUUCACCACCGAUGAAGAGGAGGAACAAGCGGCGCUCACCAGGCCAGAGGAGCUAUCGUACGAGGUGAUCAACAUACAGGCUACUCAGGACCAGCAAAGGCACGAGGAGCUGGCUCGCAUCAUGGGGGAGUUUGAGGUCACCGAGCAGCCGAGGCCAAGCACCAGCAAGGGGGAUGACUUGCUGGCCAUGAUGGAUGAGUUAUAGCUGUGCCGGCCGAGCACCCCCACCCCGCGGUCCCUGUGGGGUGGGCCGCCCCAUAAGGACCCCGGGGAUGCCCCAGGCAGCAAACCGAGCGAGGCUGCUGCUAGUUUUCUACUGAGUGAGUGGUUACCUCCCAUUCCUGUUUGUGUUGUAAAGAACCAUGCGAGGCUCCUUCCAGUCUGGAAGGCGCACACAUAUACAUGUUUUCAGCUUUUCAAUUGGA
Messenger RNA from Canis lupus familiaris (dog), 1649 nucleotides. RefSeq names its product organic solute carrier partner 1 (gene OSCP1). Lineage: Eukaryota; Metazoa; Chordata; Mammalia; Carnivora; Canidae. The record is from RefSeq and is a predicted model, not a curated record. Gene Ontology annotation, cellular component: plasma membrane; cytoplasm. The transcript has 11 exons. The coding region runs from base 104 to 1429 and encodes 441 amino acids. Gene Ontology annotation, biological process: transport.